GUACGUGAGGCGCGCAGGGCGGAUUCCCCGGCCCCUACCGAUUUUUCCGGAACCAUGCCGUCUGAGUCGUCCAGGAAGCGGCAGGCUGCCAAGAAGGACGCUGCCAAGAAGAAGGGCGCUCCCAAAAGCAAGAAACCAGAGGCCGCCGAGGUGUCCAACGGCAACGACUCUCAGCAAAACGGAGCGCAGAAUGGAACGUCCACCAAUGGCGAGGUCAAGGCCAUGACGGACGAAGAGAAGCUGUGCGCCCAGCUGGAGGCGGAGCUGGCCAUGGCGGCCGAGGCGCGCGCCUGCACGGGCGUCAUGGGCGUCCACCCGCGCAGCCGCGACAUCAAGGUGUCGGGCCUGUCCAUGAGCUUCUACGGCUCCGAGCUGCUGCAGGACACGCACCUGGAGCUCAACUGUGGCCGCCGAUACGGCCUGAUCGGCGCCAACGGCAGCGGCAAGUCGUCGCUGCUGCACGCGAUCUCCAACCGCGAGAUCCCCAUCCAGGACAUGGUGGAUGUGUUCCUGCUGGCGCGCGAGAUGCCGGCCUCGGAGAAGACGGCGCUGCAGUGCGUGAUGGAGGUGGACCAGGAGCGCGUGCGGCUGGAGCGGCUGGCCGAGGAGCUGGCCCACUGUCCGGACGACGAGAGCCAGGAGGAGCUGAUGGACGUGUACGAGCGGCUGGACGAGCUGGGCGCCGACACGGCCGCCGCCAAGGCCGGCUACAUCCUGCACGGUCUCGGCUUCACCACGGAGAUGCAGCAGCGCCAGUGUAAGGACUUCUCGGGCGGCUGGCGCAUGCGCGUCGCCCUGGCGCGUGCUCUGUUCGUGCGGCCGCACCUGCUCAUGCUGGACGAGCCCACUAACCACCUGGACCUGAACGCGUGCGUCUGGCUCGAGGAGGAGCUCAAGACGUACAAGCGCAUCCUGGUGGUCAUCAGCCACUCGCAGGACUUCCUCAACGGUGUGUGUUCGAAUAUCAUCCACCUAGACAAUAAGAAACUGCAGUUCUACACGGGUAACUACGACAUGUUCGUGCAAACUCGCUGUGAGCUGAUGGAGAACCAGAUGAAGCAGUACAAGUGGGAACAGGACCAGAUCGCUCACAUGAAGAACUACAUCGCGCGCUUUGGCCACGGCUCGGCCAAGCUGGCGCGCCAGGCGCAGUCCAAGGAGAAGACGCUGCAGAAGAUGGUCGACAAGGGUCUGACAGAGCGGGUGACCGGCGACAAGCAGCUUUCCUUCUACUUCUUCGACUGUGGCACCAUCCCGCCGCCGGUCAUCAUGGUGCAGAACGUGAGCUUCAAGUAUGACGAGGGCCUUGACUACAUCUACAAGAACCUGGAGUUUGGCAUCGACCUGGACACCCGUCUGGCGCUGGUGGGACCCAACGGGGCCGGCAAGUCAACACUGCUUAAACUGCUCUAUGGGGAGCUGUCGCCGACCACCGGCAUGAUCCGGAAGAACAUGCACGUGCGCAUCGCGCGCUACCACCAGCACCUGCAUGAGCUGCUCGACCUCAACCUGACGCCGCUCGAGUACAUGCUCAAGGAGUUCCCCGAGAUCAAGGAGAAGGAGGAGAUGCGCAAAGUCAUCGGUCGCUACGGCCUCACCGGCAAGCAGCAGGUGUGCCCGAUCCGACAGCUGUCGGACGGCCAGCGCUGCCGCGUGGUGUUCGCCUGGCUGGCCUGGCAGUCGCCGCACCUGCUCUUCCUCGACGAGCCCACCAACCACCUGGACAUGGAGACGAUCGACUCGCUGGCCGAGGCCAUCAACAACUUCAGCGGCGGUCUGAUCCUGGUCAGCCACGACUUCCGCCUCAUCAGCCAGGUGGCUGAGGAAAUCUGGAUCUGUGAGAAACAGGCGGUCACGAAGUGGGAGGGUGACAUCAUCAGCUACAAGGAGAUGCUGAAGACGCAAGUGAUGAAGAGGAACGCCAAGGCCAAGAAGAAGGCGGCCUGGUAACGGAGCGGCUCCUAGGCUUUUCCAAUUGGCGCGUCCUCCUAGCUGGCAUCCAGCCCCACUAGAGCGACGCGUUAUCUGUCUUCUCCUGCGUGUGGCGCGUCCCUGACCAGGGCCGCACAUGCCACCUCGACAAACACCCCGGCGCGGCGCCGCGCGCCAGCCGGCGACGCCACAGACGGAGCAGCGCCCAGCGGCGGGACCGGCGUGGCCGACGCACAGCACACAGCAUACUUGUCUCCCCAGCCGCGCACGCAUGACCAGACCCAGCCGACUGACAGCGCUCCGACAGGAGGCUCAUCCGACUGACAGCAGAGAGCGAGCGACGCCACCGAAGCACAGCACAUCAGACAGGAGGCGGCCUGCCGAGAGCACGCGAGUCGACGGACUGACGGCACGCUAGCAGGCGGCUCGCAUCACACAAACACACCACCGCCGGCUGACAUGACGACACGCGACGCCGCGGCACGACUGACUCGACUGACCACCGCCGGCCCACCGGCCUAGACUGCACGACACACGCACACACACACACACACACAAACACGCUGAUCCGACGCGACCCGACCUCACACCAUGCCCCGAUCUGACCUGACGACCGUGUCCCGACCUGACCUUACGACCGUUACCCGACGUCACCGUGACUCGACUUCUCAACCGUGAUUUGACCAUACAACCGUGACCCGACCUCGCAACCGUGAUCCGACCCCACAGCCGUGACCCGACCUGACCUCACAACAAUGACCCGAUUUUACAACUGUGACACGACCUGACCUUACAACCGUGACCCUACCGACUCUACCCUACCCUACAACCGUGACCCUACCGACUCCACCGUACCCCACAGCUGUGACCCUACGCACUCACAAGACACAGACGAUCCGGCCGACCCUGGUCACCCAGACGUGCCGGCCACUCUGCGGAGCCCGGCCGCGCGGUCCGCGCUGCCGCCGCCGCACCGUACCGCGGGUCACACACCACCGCCGCCAGCGGCCGUGGCCGGGGCGUUGCAACGCCUCGGGCGCAGGCGGUCGGCCGCUGCGAGGUCCCGCCCGCCGCGCCGCCCCCAGUCACAGGAUGACUGGCCGGCGUUACUUAUGUGAUGGUGCAUCGUAAUUCCACUGGUUUGGUCCGCGUAAUCGGACUUAUUUUAACUUUUUGGUUGAGACUGGUUUUACCCGGACCCUGCUGAUCAAAACUAAUAAAUCUCCUAGUUUUA
This is a messenger RNA of Pollicipes pollicipes, 3166 nucleotides long. RefSeq names its product ATP-binding cassette sub-family F member 2. Lineage: Eukaryota; Metazoa; Arthropoda; Thecostraca; Pollicipedomorpha; Pollicipedidae. The transcript is spliced from 11 exons. The record is from RefSeq and is a predicted model, not a curated record. Gene Ontology annotation, molecular function: ATP hydrolysis activity; ATP binding. The coding region runs from base 55 to 1950 and encodes 631 amino acids.